AGGCGAUCCUAGGAUUUCGUUCAAUGUUGCUAAGCAGUACUAGGUAGGUGUAUUCGGCGCUGUCGUGUCCUCCUGUCAUAGCAAUACAUACGGUAUUGCUUUUGCUCUUUAUAUCUUUGCGUCAAUUCGUGGUGACCGAAAAUAUUUCCAAUUGAAUUUUUGCUUCACCUAUCUUUUCAUUCAUCAAUAACUGAGUAAGAGUAAACACGUCGUACACACAUGGCUCCAGCGUUACCUCGUCGUCUUUUUAGUCAUGACGGUCGUUGCUUGCCGCGAAGUGUGGUGUUGUCUGUGGGAAAAAUGGAAUAUAGCGCAUAGGCCAAGGAGACGGAAGCGCCUAGAAUUUGUGGCUUCUGCCGUCCAGCUCUAGCUCACCUCAGGCUCAAGGAAAAGAGGAAAAUCGUCUUCGCCGUGCUGGCCGCAAAGGCCAAUACGGAGUACUGGAACCGCAAAAGACCAAGACGGGCAGUGCUGAAGACGAAUUAUACGGAGUUCUGACUCUGGCAGAGUCUCUACCUAAGCACUACCUAGCCUUCAACAACAACAAACAAGUACUUACGACAAGAUGGCAACCGGUGGUGGGGGUAAGAAGUUCGAACGCGCUUUGCGUCGUUUCGGACGCAGGAUCUGGGAUACGCCACUGAUCUGUGCUAUGCUAUGGUUUCUUUUUGGCUGUAUCAUGCUUUUAUUCAUGAUCUUCUCGCCGCUGUGCAUCAGUACCAAGCCAUGCAACAUUGCGCAGUUGACAGACAAGAUGGUCUUCACGACUUUCCCCGAUACAGAAGUACCACAUGGCACAUCAGUAUCCGUGUCGUGCUCUCAACCUGGGCUAGUGCCAUCACACCCGGUGCUAGAGUGCAAAGACGGGACAUUGGAACCGAUAGAAAAACUAAUGUGCCAAACGACAGAAAGUGCAAGAGCAGCGCAGCUGAAGGCAAGCAUGGCGCAAGUUAUGUCACCUGGAUGGUGAAAUCAGUGUGUGAUCAUACUGAGCUUUUGAUACACAUAUCGUGUAUUAGUGCCACUGGCAACUCCCUGGUGUUGUCUCGAAAAAUAUAUCACACACCCUCUCCCCGUGGUUCUAAAAACAAGGAAGACAGGAAAAAGAAUGCUGCCUGCCAAAUUAACGAGAACGAAGCCAGAACCUGUCCAGCUGUCGGCACACUGAAACUAUCAUUACCAAACACGAGUCGAGAUUUCUGCUACAGCUAUUGGAGAAUGUAUUUUCAAUACAUCUACAGUUCUUGCAGCGUGUGCACAUCCCUCUACUCGAAAAAUUAAAAUAACCGAGUAGCCUCAAAAAUAGAACUUGGAGGCGUUGUCUUGUUGGAGGUUUUCCCCCUUAAGUGUCUGGGAUUGUGUUGGUCACUUUGGUUUUGGAGAUGCUUAAGCCCUCAAGCUUGAAGAGGCGACCUGAGUGCAAGGAUACCCAGGGGGGGUUUACGCUAGGUUUUCCACCGCGGUCCCGUAAACACGUUGCGCGCCGCGCAACGUGUUUAGGCUAGGUUUUCCGCACGGAAGUAAGGCUUACCUGGGUGGAAUACCUAACCAUCUACAGUUCUUGCAGCGUGUGCACAUCCCUCUACAUGCUCCUGUAACUCCUUCUACACUUUGUUGCCGCCACACUUGCAAGUUUGCUUCAAGCAACAAACUCCACCUCGAAAAUCGAAAAUCCAUUUCCCCCCAACUCCCCCACAGAUGCAUGGAAGUCUACCCACUACUGACUGGCGCCGAGCACGAUAUAUUGACGAACGAGUGCAGAAUCUAUUGUAACCCAGCAGACCCGUACAAAGUUUGUGCGACAUUAAAGGAUGGGCAGUGUCAGAUGAAUUCUAAUUGUAAUUGGGAUCCUGUCGCAAAAACCUGCGAUUCCUAUGCGCCGAAGCUCGAAGACGAGUCAGUCCCUCUUGGUGGAUUCGUUUCGCAGUUUAGAGGUUACACGGAAGCAGAAAAAGAAUGCUUUGUGGUAUUGUUGUGACUACUUUGAAUUUUGUCUUAUUGGCCUCCUCUUUUAGCUGCAUCAACAUCGUUGUACAUUAGCGCAGCCACCACCAGCACAUAGGGUUUUUCUCUUACUUACUCGUCUUGAAGAUAUCUUCACUUUUUUUCUUCCCUAGGCCGGUCCAGAAUGUAUGGAGAUGCGCGGAUCAUGUCGCGACAUUGACAACGGUGAAUACUUGCGGCAAACGAGUUGUAGAAACGGCCGAUCUUACUGGGAAAAGAGAGUUAUGAAAGAGGAUAUUCUUUCGUUUUGGCUUUCAAUUCUUGAAUUAUGCUGUCUCUCUAACAAACACGGGCUUGAGUAGAUGAGUUUCAUCAAAAAUCCAUGCGCACAUAUUAAACAUGCUGCUUGUAAUUGCUUCCCACAUCAAACUGAUAUUUUAUUCCCUUCGUUCUCCGCCACACUUUCAUACACCAAAAAGACCCCAACACGGGUGUUGCGGUCCGAUUUAUCCAUUGGGAUGCGGUGGCUACAACAGCCGCACUCGUGUGCGCACAGGGAGGUCGCUGGAUCUUGCAGCAAGGUUCUCGACCAAACGGUGCAGACACAUGUAAUAUUGUUGCCAGGCAGCAGAGCUUCAACACAGUCCCAGAGUACGAUUUAGGGAACCCUUUGGCAUUGACGGAUUACGACGAUGUCACGAGGAAACAGAUAAAAGUACGUCUUCUAAGAUCUUGGACACGACAUAGGAAACUACACUAGGGAGCAAGACACUCUUUUACAACACUUUAUUCAAGGGUGUACCACCAGACCAGUUAGUUUGUGAGACAACAAGAAUCAAUAAGAAAUUUUACUUCGUUCACCUCAUUCAAUGAAUCUCAAUCUUUCAAACAAACUUCUCGUCGUCCCACAACCAGGCCGCCGCCGCCCGUCAGCGACUUCAAUGGUCGCAUUUGGAGUGUACUUUUGGUGCUGAUGUUGGGGAUGAGCCCAUGUACAUGCGCUUGGUGGAUUGCUCGUGCGAUAGGCGGUUUUGUACAGAUCGAGGAGACGCAGUCCCCAAUCCGGAGUAUCCUGACAGAAGUGAUAUCCGUUGUAUCUGCACAUGUGACGAGGAAAAGUGGGGAGGGCCUCGGUAAUUCUACUCAAUUACUUUAAUUAUACGAGGAAACGAAGGGGAAGGGGAUUGGUUGCUUCUGAUGAGUAGUUAUUCUGAGUUUGAGACUCAAUGUUCUUGGUUAUUGGUGACAUGGUAGUGGAUUGAGGAAGAUGGACUUGUGCACGUCAAUCAACAAACACUCUCAUGCUAAAUCAUCUGCUUUCAUCAGAUGCGACACUCUCCGUUGCAUCGCACGCACAGCUGAGAUCGCGAACGCGCAUCCUGAAGGCGUCUGCCAAGAGGGUCGCUAUUUCACGGAGGGUCAAUUCUGCACCCCGCGAUGCGCUGAUAGGUUUAUGCCUACCGAUCCCGGUCCUUUCGAAUGCAUGGGUGAUGGCAGCUGGGAGGACCGAGGAAAGGUCUUUGAUUGCAAGAUGACUUUUCACGAAUGCGCAGCGCAUAAGGGAAUAGAAAACGCAGCAACGCCUUCCUGUGAAGAGGGGGAGACAAUCAAGGAGCUAGAAUAUUGCACACCAGCGUGUGUGUUAGGGUUCGAACCGAGUCCGCCACUGCCGAUAUUGUGCACAAGAACAGGUUUAGAACACAGUUUCGAAUGCAAGCGACCAUGCCAGCAGCCAUAUGUCAUAAACGCACAGCCGACGGGAGCGUGUCAGAAGAGAAGACGGAUCGUGGGAGGACAGGUAAGUACAAGUAGGAAAGGAUUUUGUAGUAUUUCUUUUUCGGGUAAUAUGAAUUUAACGCUGAUGAGAAAGAUGAUCUUCCUUCAAUUUAUAAAAAUGGUUCCUCUUCUUUCUACUGAUUGAGAACCCUAAACCAUAAUUAAAUCCAAUAAUCGAACUACAUGCUCCUUCCCAAAUAAACACUCCACACCAGAUCUGUCGUCCCGACUGUCAACCUGGCACUUGGGCGGACCCUCCCACCGACAUCAUUUGCCAAGACGAUGGCCAAUUCCCGAGAGGAUUCAUGUGCAAUCCUGACCCACCUCCAGCUGACUGGGAACCACCAGGCACCAAGCAAGAAGUCGUCUUCGUAGAGGACCCGGACGCUGGGAUUAAGCAUUUUAUUCAAGUAGAACCAGUAAAUUUGGCCGAUUAUCGCGGUAACGGAACCUGUCCGCAAGGCUUUACGGAUUAUCCGGAUUGCAGAACGAGGAAUAGGUGUCAAAUAGUAGCUGACAUUCCAAAUUCCGCAGACCCUCCAUGCGACGAGGGCUUAGUGGUAGCCAUCCAGUGCACGCCCAACUGCAAGACAGGCUUUCAAGCAGACACGCCUCUGUUGGUGUGUAGGGAUAAUUUAUGGGUGAAAAGUGAUAGGCAUAGACAUGCCACAUAGACACACAUCAGGUAUUGAGGUACAUCACUGCUCUAAUCUGCAUUCUCUAUCCUCCGGCUUUCGAGUGCCUACCAGAAUUCGCAGGCACCUGUGAGAUCAUGGUAUACACUUCUUUCGGUGUCUGCGGUCUUUGGGUUUUAGUCCUCCUCUGUCUCUUCUGCGUGGCGAGGGAAAAGCAGAUACCACGGCAUAUCAACGUUAGAGCGGAGAUGGAUAAUUUCAGACCUUAUGCGAGUGCAGUAAACCCGGAAGACGAAGAAAUGAAAGCACUCACUCCGAAAUCGAAGAAACAAAGGCUACCAGGAGUGCCAGAAGACGCAUUAUUUGUGGACGACGACGAUUACCCACCAGGAAAGUAUCCACCAGGGAAAGGGCCUAGGAAAAAGCAAGCGGGAGAAGGAGGAGUGGUAAUCAUCAAUUUUGGAGGUGGUGGGUGUCAGUUAAUUUUGGACGUUGCUUCUGGAUGAACGACAAGGAUUUUUCUUUGACAUCCAUUUAGAUUUUCAUUAUCACAUCGAUAUCAGUUUCUAACCAUCCAAGAGCAUUCCCACACCUACUUGCGUACACCAGUUCGAUUUCCGAAGUUUCAAGAUGAAAAGUCGUGAUCUCACUUCCGAAGAAAAACGCGCUAUCAUCGACAACAAGAACCCCACUGACUUCUUCGUUCCAAGGAGUCAACUCGAAGAGUACAUGUCUCGGAGAGCGGUCUUAGACUCGCUAGCAGCUGGAGACGACGAUGAUGGCACUACACAAGUGUCACAAGCGAGCAUUAUGGCCUCCUCCCUAAAGCUAAAUUUUCAAGUAGAGCAUCUUGUCGAGAACGGUCUAGACUGGACAUAGAUUGUGGGAAGGAUGCUCUUCAAGAUGGCUUAGGGGUGUUCUCUAAUAGUAGUUUCAGCAUGAUGAGUUACGCUAGUUACGACCCAAGCGAGGGUCUGAAAAGUCCACAGGGCUACCCUCUGCAGAGGUUCAUCACGCCAAAGUCUGGCUACAUCUGCGACGCCUGCGAUUUGACGAAGCCCAAAGGAGCAGUGAUGUUUUCAGCUAGGGAAGAAUCUUACGAUAUCUGCAACGAAUGCGUGAUCAAAAUGGCUCAUGGCUACGGAACUCCGAAGGAUCUGGCGAUACAAUUAAGGCUGUUUACCCUAAUCUCCUCCUCCUAUUUUUAGAUAGAACGAAGCAUCUUGGAUCUUGCUUCCUUGGGGCUGCUUCUUUGUUUCAUAAGGCGUAAACACCUCCAUCAAUCUUCAAGAUGACCUUCAAAAUAGGAGACCACUUGGGUGAGCCUCUAAUACAAGAGGACAAUCGAAGAGCGAGGCUAGCACAGGAAGACCCAGUGGAACCGUCUCCGCAUGAGAAGAUGCUGGCGUCAGCAGCGAAGAGGAAAAAAGAAGACCAAAGAGUAGUGACUGAGAAGAUGCGGUUGACAUGAUAGCCGAACAAUGUAGGAAGUCAAACGUUUUGCUUCCUACUUCUAGUUGUUGGUCCUCCUUUCCCUGGCUCGAGCGCACCUUAGAAUUAGUCACAAUCUCCACACUCGGCUGCCCCUUGUCUUCAAAACCCGAUGCACGCUUCCUUGUCAUAUCAGCUUCUUGUUUUUUCAGGCUAAUAAUUGUACUGCUCAAUCAUAGCCAUCAAAUGCGUGAGAAAUUAAAUCCUAUUGUGAAGAACAAAUACAAAGAAACCUACGAAUACUUCUGUAUAUUACCUAGUACAUGUGCAUCUUUCUGGUAAAAAACACUAAAAAGGACUUGUAUGAAACUCUAAAUGUCGUAUCAGUGAUCCUGUAAACUCCUGCUUUCGCCUAGCGCGUCGCUGUGCUUCAGGCUCUGCCUGUGGGCCGUCUGCAGGUCUGUGGCUAGCCGUCUACCCUUCUCCUGAUCAUGAUAAUAAUAUUGACCCUGUGAAAGAACUUUUUACUUUUCUACUAGGGUACAACUUAUAGAGGACAAAUUUGAGGACUCCGUUAUACACUUUUCAUCUUAAUACCACCGAAAUUGCUACAUUUUUGAAGCUUCUUAGACAACCGGGACGAGGUAACGAGGAUCAACAUGAAGUCAUUUUUUCGACAAAGAAUAUUUGUUCGAGUAUUCUUGAUGGGCGCAUAAGUCGCAAAUAUUCCAUACUCGCUUUUUCUAGCCAGCAGUGGCCCAGUGUGGCCUUGCUUUCUAUACUUCUGAAUGCUGCUCCCAGCUGCUUGUGCCUCAGAUCCUGGUCGCUCA
This is a messenger RNA of Amoebophrya sp. A25, 6616 nucleotides long. NCBI's taxonomy places the organism in Eukaryota, Dinophyceae, Syndiniales, Amoebophryaceae. The record is from the annotation of a GenBank genome assembly.